CGCAUCUUGUCUGCGCAUCGUCCUUGAGGUUCUUCGAAGUGAGGAAGGCACACACGGAUACCGGCAUUCAGCUUCAUCCCUUCUAACUCGGUAUCUGUACCAUCAAUCAUUAUGCCAUACUUCGCACCCUAUCUCAGCCAGGAGAAGCAGCUGGAGCUGGCUCAGAUUGCCAAUGCCAUCGUGGCUCCUGGCAAAGGUAUCCUGGCUGCUGAUGAGAGCACGGGAACGAUGGGAAAGCGGUUUGCUUCAAUCGGCGUGGAGAACACAGAGGAGAACCGCCGGCGGUACCGUGAACUGCUCUUCACUUCUGACAAAUCUGUAGCGGAGAACAUCAGUGGGGUGAUCUUGUUCCACGAGACUCUGUACCAAAAGGACAGUAAUGGGGUGCCCUUUGUCAAGGUCCUCCAGGAUAAAGGUAUCAUCCCUGGGAUCAAGGUGGACAAGGGAGUAGUACCUCUGGCAGGCUCAGACAAUGAAACCACCACACAAGGUCUUGAUGGUCUGGCAGAGAGGUGUGCCCAGUACAAGAAAGAUGGAGCUCAGUUUGCUAAGUGGAGGUGUGUUUUGAAGAUUGGCCCCCACACCCCCUCAUACCAGGCCAUGAUGGAGAACGCCAACGUCUUGGCUCGCUACGCCAGCAUUUGCCAACAGAAUGGCUUGGUACCAAUUGUUGAACCUGAGGUAUUGCCAGAUGGAGACCAUGACUUGGAGACUGCUCAGCAAGUUACAGAACAGGUGCUGGCAUUCCAGUACAAGGCUCUAGCUGACCACCACGUGUUCCUGGAGGGUACCUUACUUAAACCUAACAUGGUCACUGCUGGUCAGUCGUGCUCCAAGAAGUAUACUCCUGGUCAGAUUGCUACAGCCACAGUGACCGCUCUGUCAAGAGGAGUCCCUGCUGCGGUGCCAGGUAUUACUUUCCUGUCAGGAGGUCAGUCAGAAGAGGACGCUUCCAUCAACCUGGAUGCCAUCAAUAAAUUCCAGGGCAAGAAGCCAUGGGCUCUGACCUUCUCCUACGGCCGUGCCCUUCAGGCCAGCGUACUCAAGGCCUGGCAAGGCAAGGAUGAGAACAAGGCUGCAGGCCAGGACGAGCUUCUGAAGAGGGCAAAGGCCAAUGGUUUAGCGGCCGUGGGUAAGUAUGAAGGUGGAGUUGACAGCGCGGCGGCAGGCCAGUCUCUCUUCAUAGCUAACCACGCCUACUAAACACCAGAAAGUUGUGGGUGUCGAAGCUUUAAAGGAACAAUCCAGGAGCCAUCAUUGGUUGUGUGCUAUCCAGAGCAUUGAGUGAUUGGCUGGCAAGAAAGUAAUUCCUUGUGUUUUGGAGGAUAUAUCCAGGUUUUUAUUGACUGGGCAACUUUUUUUGUAUUUAAAUAACCUUAAAAACUGUAGACUUGUGACUAAAAACUAAUAUACACCAAUAUUGUUGCCAAAUUCUCCUGUAGUAAUACUGUAAGAGGGAAUUCAAAUCCUAUCCUGGGUGGACAUUUUGAAUGUGCUUUGUAAAUUGCUAAUAGUAAUGUAUAGAGUCUAAACCUUGUCCAUAUUUGGGACUGGCUCAAUAUGAAUGUGAUUAUUUAAAUCUGAAUCAGAUUUUUUUCUUCAAAUGCUUUACAGGCCUUAACAUUGCGGAUGAAUAUGCCACAGACAUAAUCUGUGUAGAAGUCUCUGUAAAUGUGUACGUCUUCAUGUAUAUUUCCAGUUCUGUUUUUCUCUUAUACAUGCAGUGCUGCCUUUGUAAACACAUACAGCACACAUGCAUGUAGUAGCAAUGAGAACUUACCGUGAGUUUUGUCGCAGGUUUUCGGCAGUUAUUACCCCCAUUAUUUUUAUGUAUAUACAUGUAUGUGUAAAUGUAUGAAGUUUGAAUCGGUAUGUUCAUACAAACGUUUGAGAGAUUUUUAUGAGAUUUGUCUCUUGUGAGUGCGUAAUGGCAAACAAGAGCCCUUUGCAUCGCUCAGUGCUGAAAUUGUACAUGUAUUAACAUUUUUAACCUAAAUCUCCCUUUUUUUUUUUUUUUUUUCUUCGUCUCAAAUGUGGUUUUUUUCUGUUUUUGUUUGUUCAGGCUGCUAGAGGUUUUUCGCUGCAAAAUUUAAAAAAGAAAAAAAUUUAGUAAAGUUGACACUGGUUACAGGUGAAAUAUUCUAGCCUAUAAAUGAUUUAGGAGGUACUGAGGGCAGAAUUGAGCUGGACUACGGUGAUUUGGGGAUGUUCAGUCAAUAAAGAAAAGGCUCUAGAAUCUUA
Molecule: messenger RNA, 2241 nt
Organism: Liolophura sinensis
Lineage: Eukaryota; Metazoa; Mollusca; Polyplacophora; Chitonida; Chitonidae
Product: fructose-bisphosphate aldolase-like
Exons: 8
Coding region: 112-1203 (363 amino acids)
Biological process (GO): glycolytic process
Molecular function (GO): fructose-bisphosphate aldolase activity
Source: RefSeq, a predicted model, not a curated record